This is a messenger RNA of Cryptosporidium muris RN66, 4539 nucleotides long. RefSeq lists its product as uncharacterized. The transcript has 2 exons. Gene Ontology annotation, cellular component: GATOR1 complex. Gene Ontology annotation, molecular function: GTPase activator activity. Lineage: Eukaryota; Apicomplexa; Conoidasida; Eucoccidiorida; Cryptosporidiidae. Gene Ontology annotation, biological process: positive regulation of autophagy; negative regulation of TORC1 signaling. The coding region runs from base 1 to 4539 and encodes 1512 amino acids. The record is from RefSeq and is a predicted model, not a curated record.
AUGUAUGAUCAGAAGAGAUUACUAGGUUCCACAUAUAUUAAUUCAGGAACCAAUGAAAUAAGUAGAGAUGAAAAAUUUAUUGUUCCUUUGUCAUUCCAUGACGAAAAAAAAUAUGGACGAGUACCACUUCUCGUAUCUCCUGAAGUGUUAGCAAAUUUAUUAUAUAGAGAUCAAGAGGCAACAUCAAUAGAAGUAUCUAAUAUGUUAAUUCCAGAUAUACAACCAAUAUAUUUUUAUGUUACAUAUGAUCUCUUGGGUGAAUCAGUUUACUCUGGUGGAAUAUCAAUACUUGAUUCUCUAGUUAAGGUAUCUGGUUGGUCUCUAAUUCGCCAAGAUGUACUUAUUAAAAUAAUUAAAAAAGAUGAGGAAAUUGCAGUUGAUUAUGUAGAAAUGACUUUACCUGAGGUUCAUAUCUCACCAAGAGAUUUAUGGUUUUAUGAAAGAUCUUUAAUAGGUAGUAUUUUGUAUACUGGAGUUCCACCACUAACAUCUCAACUUUCACCUUCAUACUACCCUCCAUUAACUAUUACAAGAUUACUAAGAAAUACAGAUAUGUCAUUGAACAAUUCUUAUAGAGUAACAGAAAAUAUGUCAUUUUCUUCUGGAUUAGUUACUGAAGAAACAAAAUUUUUAAUAAGACCAAAGUCUCAACGAAUAAUAAUAAUAAUAUUACUUUCUACAGAACUUUGGACUUUUUCAAAUAAUGGGUUUCCUUCAUGGAGAAGUAUAUUAUUGUUUUUUCAAGAAUACUUAUCAACUAGUAAAUCUGGAGGCGAAUCACAUUUUAUGUCUAUUGUAUUAACAUAUAGAAAAAAAGUAGAUAAAUCUGAUUAUUAUGAAGUUUUCUGGGAAGGUCUUAUGUCUCAUUUAACAAAGUCAAAUAAUGGAAUUAAUGAUUUUUUAAAUAUGUUACGUGUUGAGCUUAAUACAUUUGAAAAACGGAUAAUAUCAUCCUUAGAUAUUUGCUCUUAUUCUGAAUCAAAUGUCCUUGAAUCCAUAAAUUUAGCUUUAAACCAAUUAGAUAAUGACUUUGUAGAUAGGUCACUAAUAUGGACAGGUAAAAAUAUAAAGAUUUUAAGUGUUGGUCCUCCAUUAUUAAUAGUUGAUGUAAAUAAUUACAAAGAUAUCUUGCAUUUAGCUAAUAUAACUGAGAAACGAUUUCUAAGAUAUUCAGUAUCUACAGAUUUUAUUUCUUUAUCUCAACUUAAGUGGUAUUACUCACCAUUUUUAUAUGUUGUAGAAUUCUCAAGUACUCAAAGAGUUAAAAAAAUUGUCGAAACAAUUCCAUUGAAGUUACCAAUGUUGAUACACUACUUUAUAUAUGAAUUUGGAAAAUAUGAAGAUCCAAAUUUACUUAACAUUGAAUCUACUAUUGCUGUUCUAGAUCAAUAUAUUAUGGAUGAAGAUACUGAUAUUAAAUUCAACUCUUUAAAUCAUAAUCUUGGUCUGAAAACAAGUAGAAAUUAUAAUCCUAAUUUUUCAACAGGUCAACAAAUAAUAGUUUCUGGAAAAGAACUCAAUGCAAUUUUUAAUUUACAAAAUUCAACCAAAACUAUAAAAUCUAGAACUAAGAAAAACGAAUCUAGUUUUGAACAUAAUGAUAUUAAAAAUAAGUUAAAUACUAAUACGAAAAGUGAUUCCGAAAUCCAUAUGCCAGAAUCUUUAAAUUUAAUACCUCCAAUACAAAAACCUAAAUACAUUCAACCAUUUCUUUCUGAUCCUAAUUUUAAUAAUAAAACUCAAGACCAUAAUAUAUCAUUGAAAGAGUUGCGGAUAUUUAAUUUUUACCAAAAUGAGCUAUCUUCCAAUUUAUUUUCUAAAUUUGAUACUAUAAAAAGUCACUUUGAUCAAUUUCUACCAAUUAUCUCAAUAAAUCCUUUAAAUCCAAUUGACAGGAGGUAUAUUAAAUGGCAUAAUACAUUUAUAUCAUGUUCAAUGUUUGAUAUAAAAUAUGGGGGAGUAUUUAUGUCCUCAAUACUUCGACCAGUUUUACUACCUUUAAUUACUAAUUUUAACUUUAAAAUUACUCGUAAAAUGCCUAGAAUAUCUAAUUGGACAAUUACACCUAGAAGAGAACUUUUUAUAGCCUAUUAUUGGUCUAAUCAUUUAAUUCAAAAGUCUAUGAAUCAAAAGUCGGAGAUACAAACAAAGAAUGCUUCAAAUGACGAAAUAUCUAGUUCAUGGAAAGAAGAUGAAUUUAAUAAAUCAGAACACUUUCUAUAUAAAAAAGAGAAAAUAUAUAACUCAAGAUAUACUCAAUUUAUAGAUGAAACUCAAAAAACAACUUUUAAUAUACCUGUAUCUACUUUUUUAUUACCUAAUACAUCAUUAUUAACUACAGAAAUUCAAAAUAAGGGUAUUAAUUCAUCUAAUAUAAGUAUUUCAUCACCUAUCUACAAAUUAUCAAAUCAGGAUUCUGAAAUUCUUAGAUCUAUAUUUAAUGAUAUUAUAGCUCAUAGAUUAUGUAUGGCAUUUCAACUUAUAUCUCCAAAAUAUAGUACAGGAAUUAAACAUGUAAUUAAUCAUAAUACAGUUCAAAUGUGGACUUGUUGUAGCAGCUUUAACUCAUCCUUUGUAAAUAGUGAUAAUGUACAUCAACUUUUACUUUUAGAUGAUAAUAAUAUUAUGGUAGAAGUUAUGAAUUUAACAGAUAAUAUACUAAAAUCACUAGAAACAGAUCUUGCAAAUACAGAUAAAGUUGAGGACGAAUUAAAUAAAUAUAAUGUUAUAACUAACAAUUCUGAUUUACAAAUACAAAAUUACAAUUCAAAUUCACAAUUGAAUAUAAUAUUUUCUCUACCAUCUAUAAUAAAAUAUGAAUAUAAUAUAAUAAAUAAACAAUAUAAUCAAUUGGAACUACAUAAUACAUAUUCUUAUAAAAGUUUGUCAUAUUUUUGUGACCCUUCACCAGUAAAUUACAACUUUGUAGAUGAAUUACUUGUUUGGCAAAGAGAUAUUCCUUUUGUUACUCAAUUUACACAAGAAUCUUUUAAAGAAUUAUCUUUUCUUCAACAAUAUUCAAAUCUUUCAACUUAUUCAAUUAUACAAACAGUAGAUCUUGCUAUUAAUUAUAUACACUUUGCAGUUAUUGCUCACUGGAAAAGUUCAUCUAUAAAUCCCAUCAUACAUGGAACUAACAACGUAAAAAAUAUGAAUUUAAAUACAGAUAUCUCAAAAGAAGGAAACAUACAUUCACAAAAUCUCCAUAAAUAUAAUUCAUCAAAUUCUAAUAAUUCAAAUAAAAAUUAUUCUCAUUUAGAAAAUCAAACCCGUUCAGCUUGUUAUUCUAGUGAAUUUGAAGAAUGUUGUGGUCAUCAUAUAGUAUCUAGAUGGUUAGAUAUUAUAUCUAUUGGUAAAGAUCUUAAUCAAUUCUAUUCUUAUUUUAAACCUAGUAAAUUUAAUCAUAGAGAAUCUAUUAAAUCAAAUGGAGAAAUACUUGACAAUACAACUUCAAAUCAUUUAAAAUCUAGUAUAGACUUAACUUGUAAUUAUGUUAUAUCUAUUAAUAGAAGAAUCUAUCCUAGAGCUGUACGUCUUAAAAGUUGCUUAGAAAAACUUCUUUUUGUAAAUGCUCCUCCUGAUCAUCCAAAAAUAUUAGAUAUUAAUAUUAUUCAAGAUGCAACCUUUAAAAAUCAACAAUUUGAUGAACAAUCUGACCAAGAAAUUCAAUUCAAAUUAAAAUCUGUACAUAAAAAUAGAUCUAGGCAUAAAUUCUAUCGAAAGAGACAAAAUUUAGAUAACUCAUUUGAUUAUAAUGUAAAAUAUAAAAAUCUUAAUCCAAAUUCCUUAGAAAGUCAUAAAAAACAUUCAGAUUUACCAUCAAAUAUGAAAUCUAUGAGGAUAUUAACUUCUUGGUGUGAUCAUUCAUUAUGGAAUAAUCAUGCAAAUAUUACAUCAAAUUCUAUGUCAAAUAAUCCACUACUUAAUUUACCAUCAGUUCAUCCAGUUCAUUGGUUUGUAUUAUAUUAUGAUUCAUUAUGGUAUCCACCAUUACCAUUUAAAUUUUCAAUUGGGUGGGUAUCUUGUCCUGCUGCAGCCAUUUCACGUAUAAUUAAGAAAAUCAGAUCAUUUAUUAUUCAGUAUAGAUUUAAUCUUAUCCAAAUACCUGCAUCCCAAAUAUAUUGUUUACCUGAAUUACCAGAGUUAAAUAAUUUAUUAAUCCUUCAAUCACUACCAUUCAAUUAUCCAAUUAUAUUUGAUAUAUCAGAAGAUAAUCAACAUAAUUUAUAUAAUAAAAUGCAAAAUCACCUUAAAAAUUUUAUUUUACCUCCAUUAUCACUUCAACUUGUACAUUAUACUAUAAAUAAAGAUCAACUCAGAAUUUUUCUUAUAGAUCCUCAUGGACUAUAUAGUCUAGAAUAUAAUAACAAAUGGGUAAUAAUACGUCCAAACUAUAAACAAUCCUUCUGGAAACAUCUUAUAUAUCAUGACUCAUCACCUAUAUUAAGUUGUACAUGUGGUAAUUCUAUUUUAGAUGAAUCAUUGAGAAGUAAAUUACUUCGAGAUUCUAUUAGAAUUAUUAGAAAUAUUCUAAUUUAA